Molecule: messenger RNA, 2889 nt
Organism: Cynocephalus volans (Philippine flying lemur)
Lineage: Eukaryota; Metazoa; Chordata; Mammalia; Dermoptera; Cynocephalidae
Gene: LRRC40
Product: leucine rich repeat containing 40
Exons: 15
Coding region: 28-1776 (582 amino acids)
Biological process (GO): signal transduction
Molecular function (GO): protein binding
Source: RefSeq, a predicted model, not a curated record
GCUUCUUCUAGACCAGGGGUUUUGACUAUGUCGCGCCUGAAGGAAGUAGCCGGGAGGGAUCCCCGGGCGGGUUUCAGAGCUGAGAGGAGAGACCAAGGUACCUCCGUACCCCAGGGGCUGAUAAAGGCGGCGAGAAAGAGCGGCCAGUUAAAUCUAUCGGGUAGGAACCUCACUGAAGUGCCCCAGUGUGUCUGGAGAAUAAAUGUGGAUAUCCCAGAGGAAGCUAAUCAGACUCUUUCAUUCAGUGCUACUGAAAGAUGGUGGGAACAGACGGAUUUAACCAAACUAAUCAUAUCAAACAAUAAACUUCAGUCACUUACAGAGGACCUCCGACUCCUGCCUGCACUGACUGUUCUUGAUAUACAUGAUAAUCAGCUGACAUCUCUUCCUUCAGCUAUAAGAGAACUAGAAAAUCUUCAGAAACUUAAUGUCAGCCAUAACAAACUGAAAAUACUCCCUGAAGAAAUUACAAAUCUAAGAAACCUGAAGGGCCUUUAUCUCCAGCAUAAUGAACUAACUUGCAUACCAGAGGGAUUUGAACGACUUUUCAGUUUAGAAGAUUUAGAUCUUUCGAACAAUCGUCUUACAACUGUUCCUGCUAGUUUUUCUUCUCUAUCCAGUCUGGUGCGACUCAAUCUUUCCAGUAAUCAGCUGAAGAGUUUGCCAGGAGAAAUAAGUAGAAUGAAAAGAUUAAAACACUUGGAUUGUAAUUCAAAUCUCUUGGAAACUAUACCUCCUGAAUUGGCUGACAUGGAAUCACUAGAAUUGCUUUAUUUGCGGAGAAAUAAAUUACAUUUUCUACCAGAAUUUCCUUCUUGUAGACUAUUGAAGGAAUUGCACGUAAGUGAAAACCAGAUUGAAAUUUUAGGGGCAGAACAUCUUAAGCAUCUGAAUUCUAUCCUUGUGCUAGACCUGAGGGAUAACAAGUUGAAAUCUGUUCCAGAUGAGAUUAUACUACUACAGUCUUUGGAAAGGCUUGACCUAAGCAACAAUGAUAUUAGUAGUCUACCCUAUUCAUUGGGAAACCUUCAUUUGAAAUUCCUGGCACUGGAAGGAAAUCCUUUGAGAACCAUUCGAAGAGAAGUUAUAAAUAAAGGAACCCAAGAAGUCCUAAAAUAUCUACGAAGCAAGAUCAAAGAUGAUGAACCUAGCCCUAGUGACUCUGUAACUGAGACUGCCAUGACACUACCAAGUGAAUCCAGAGUCAAUAUGCAUGCCAUCAUCACAUUAAAAAUAUUAGACUAUAGUGAUAAACAAACAACUUUGAUUCCUGAUGAAGUGUUUGAUGCUGUAAAAAGCAACAUCAUCACUUCUAUUAACUUCAGUAAGAAUCAGCUGUGUGAAAUUCCGAAAAGGAUUGCAGAACUGAAGGAAAUGGUUUCUGAUGUCAAUCUCAGUUUUAAUAAGCUUUCUUUUAUAUCCUUGGAGUUAUGUAUGCUUCAAAAAUUGACUUUUUUAGAUCUCAGGAACAAUUUUUUAAAUUCCUUGCCUGAAGAAAUGGAAUCAUUGAUAAGACUACAAAUGAUCAAUCUUUCUUUUAAUAGUAACAAUCAGGUUGGAUCUGUGGACCCUCUGAAAAUGAAGACAAUGGAAAAUCUGACCACAUUGGACCUUCAAAAUAAUGACCUCCUACAAAUUCCACCAGAGCUUGGCAAUUGUGUGAACUUAAGAACGUUACUACUAGAUGGAAAUCCAUUCCGUGUCCCUCGAGCAGCCAUAUUAGUGAAAGGAACAGCUGCUAUACUGGAAUAUUUGAGAGACCGAAUUCCUACUUAAGUUGAGUUGUUUUAUAUUCCUGGUCUUGUUAAUUCUUAGAAGGAUAUAACAUAUUGUUUUAGUAUCAUCCUAAAGAUGGUUGCUAUAAUUGAUCUUAUAGCUUCCCAGUAUCAUCGAGCCAUUGAUAUAAUUGGCCUGGGCCAUCAUCACUACCACCAAAUAUUUCUACAUUGACAACUAUUUAACAUUUUUCAAGGCAUUGGGUACAUUUAUAAUGGUGAUAACCACAUAUAAUGUUCAUACAUUUGUUUUGAAUGUUUUGCAGAGGAUUUAUUCCACUCACUUUGAUUCACUUCUAACAUAGCAAACAAUUUCUUUAAAAGUAAAUUUUUAUUUAAUGUACUUUAAUAUUUUCAUAAUAACAGAGCCCUUUUGUAGAACUGGGUUUUCUGUUUCCCCUUGUUUCUUUUUGUAUUCCAUACAAUGUGAUCAAUUGACUGGUCUAUGACUAUUCAAUUUCUAUCUUUUUAUUGGAUAUAAAAUUGAAUUGAAUGUUGUUGAAUACUACUCUUUGGCAUUUUAAAAAAAUAAGACUUUUCAUUACCCACGAUAGGACUUUUGUAAUGUGGUUGCUCUCAGUACAUGCUUUAAAUUAACAUUCACUGUUUUGCUUUUGUUUAAAUCUAGUUGAAAUAUUUCUUUUCUAUUAGGUGGGUUUUUUCCUCCAUUUUAUAAAAUCAUUUCUUUAGGGUUGCUAUGGCACAGAAAUACUAUUCUAGAUAUAAUUGUUGGAGAAAAUAGUGAAAGUGUUGUUAUAACUGCUCUCACAAUUUUGAAUUUCAAACUUGAAAAUUUUUUUUAAAUGAUGUCUUGGUAUUGUUUCCAUAUGAUAAUCUACUACUUUUAGAUUCAAGAGAAUUAAAGAUAUUGAAUCUGCAUAUUUUCCCCUUACUGAGUGUUUGUAUUUAAAAAUGCCUUUUGUUCCUUAAAAUAAGUAUUGAAACCCUUAUCUUAUUAAUUCUAUAGAUAACAGCAACAGAAAACAACUAAUAACAUAUACCAUAUAGAAAUAUUAAAAUGUACUUUGCAUAUACACUUAUUAAGCAGAUAUUUGUAUACCUAAUCUACUCUUUGCGUGUGUUUUAAUCCAACCUCGUGCAUCUUUUUAUUUCC